Molecule: messenger RNA, 4419 nt
Organism: Astyanax mexicanus (Mexican tetra)
Lineage: Eukaryota; Metazoa; Chordata; Actinopteri; Characiformes; Acestrorhamphidae
Gene: cdhr5a
Product: cadherin-related family member 5a
Exons: 14
Coding region: 592-2844 (750 amino acids)
Biological process (GO): multicellular organism development; cell-cell junction assembly; adherens junction organization
Cellular component (GO): catenin complex; adherens junction; membrane
Molecular function (GO): calcium ion binding; cadherin binding
Source: RefSeq, a predicted model, not a curated record
AACAUUUAAUGAAAGCAUAAUAUUAAUGUACUUUUAAUAGAUUUUAAGAAAAUACAUAAAUCUGCUAGUAUAUUUACAGCAUUUUUUAAUGUUUUAAGUACAAUUAAGUACAUUUUUUUUUUACCAGAUUAUCUCUGUAUACUAUUGGAAGCCUUUUUUUUCUUUUUAAAACAACAAUAAAGAUAAUGUUGUGAAAAAAGAAAAUAAGGUCAGUCUAUCUGAAAAAUGUUAAGAACUUUAAAAGUGUUCUUAAGUGCAGUUGCAAAGAUCAUCAAAAACAUUAUGAUGAAACUGGCUCUCAUCAGGACUGCCUCAGGAAAUAAAGAGCGAGAGUUUGUUUGGUAUGUAUACUUAAAUAGAGGUGGUAUUAUAUGUAAAAACACUGACUGAAGUGAACUCUGCUGCUCUUAGUAUGUAUUCUGGUGCCAAGAUGUGAGAAUUCUUUGUUCUACAGGUGCAUUCCUGAGCUGCUUCUUUGAGACUGGGCAUCAGCACAAAUACAGAAUGACCCCUCAAAAACAGAUGCAAGUAUUUUUGUAGGAGGGAGCAGUCCACUGUUGGCAAGCUCUUUAGGCAAUAUAUGAGCGUAAGAUGAAGUCACAAACAUUGCGACUGGAGUCAACUCCCACUCAUCAGCUAACACAGUCAGUGCUUUAUGUGGAGAAGUACCAGCUGGUGCCACGGCCCCAUAGUCCUCCAUACUUAUUUGUGUUCGGCAGAUAUUGGGACAUGGAAAGAAAAUCUGUGCAUAUUGCCUUCGGCUGCGUGUUAACCUUCUUUCUUUAUAAACUCUGCCUGGCUGACAAAAUUUGUUCAGUUUCCUCAGAGCUUGUGACCAUUAAAGAGAACAACACAAUCGACACUGUUGUUGCCUAUAUUAACACAACAACAAAGGAUGUCACACUCACUCUCAUACAGAACCCAGACGAUGCCUUUGAUCUGAAGGGCUCCUUUCUGAUAGUGAAGAAAAAGCUGGACUUUGAGACGCUGUUAAAUCCUGAGCAGCUCGCAAUUCAGAUCCGCUGCAAUAAAACAGGCUUCAAAAGUGUCACUUUGACUGUUCUUGUUCAAGUGGAGAACAUUAACGAUAACCCUCCUAAUUUUGCUAAAAGUGAAUAUGCUGUAGAUGUUAACGAGCUCACUCCUGUUAAUACCAGUGUUGCCCUGAUUGAAGCUAAAGAUGAUGAUUCAGGAGUUUUAUAUUACACCAUGGAGCAGACUUUGAACAUGUAUUUCAGACUGGAGAGUAUUUACAAACCAAACAUCCUGGUGAAUAAAGUUUUGGAUUAUGAUGUGGUCCAGCAGGUGACUCUGACACUGUAUGUGCAGGACACUCCAUCACCUCCACCACCAGACCAGGUCUCCCACACAGCUUCCACAACCAUAAAAAUCAAUAUACAGGAUAUCGACAACCGUCCACCCUGGUUCCAACCGUGUACAAGGACAAAUUUUGGUAUUGCCAAAAUCUGCCUCAGUCCUGGGUAUAAAGGCAGAGUCAACCUAACAGAGAAACAGGAAGGACCAUUACAGCUACAGCCUGGUCCAGUCUAUGCCAGGGACGGUGACAGAAGCAGAAACGAAGAGAUAAGUUACAAAAUUGUUCGAGGGAAUGAAGACAGUAUAUUUCAAAUAGAUGAAGCCACUGGAAAUAUAACCAUGCUAAAACCAGCAGACAUCGCAGGCCCAAUUUCCCUCACAGUUUUGGCUUCACAGGUGUCAAACAGAGACCAGUUUGCCGCCACCUCAGUGAACAUCGAGGUGAUGAAAAAGAGUCGGAACCCACCGAAAUUCGAGAGAGAGCGUUACGAGGCCUAUGUUUACACCAACUCAGGCCCUGAGAACAUGGUGCUCAGAGACAGGACAACAAAUAGACCCUUUAGAGCCCGAGCCAGAGAUGAUGACUUCGCAACUGGAGUAAAUCCAGACAUAAGGUAUGAAGUACAGUACAGCAGUUAUGUCAACGUAACCACAGACGGGUUUGUGCUUCUGAAAAAGGCUGUCCGUACCGACUCCUUUGCUUUGCAGCUCCGGGCUGUUGAUGUAUCUACUGGUGAAUCAGGAACAGCUGCUCUCUCUGUGCUCGUCUUACCACCUGUGGGAGUCCAGUCCCCCUCUGAGGGAUACCGUGCUGGAGACAUGGCUUUGCUGGGCUUUGUAAUGGCCGCCUUGCUGGUGCUCUGCCUCAUCGUGAUUGGGUACCUCAUCUCUCGUCUGAAGAAACAGAACCCCGGUACACUCAAGUUAUCUGAGGUCAGCAACUUCUCAUCAAAGCUCUGCCCAUGCUUGCAGCUUAGAAGGGCUACCAACCGGCCGAGGCCGAGAGACAGCCUGCAGUUCACCAACGACGGCUUCCUGAACGAGGGGGACAUGAGCAGAUUCAGCGGCAGAAGAAUGGACAGGAGAGACAGGAGGCUGGAUUCAGGACGAGUCAGAGUGGUGCCCCGCGAGAGGCAACGACACUGCAACUUGUGCGGCAUGCGAGUCCACACCAACCAUGUACACCGCGGCAGCCCCGUCGGCCACCUCAAAGCCAGGGGGUCUAAGGACCAGGUCAAAUCCAUCCUGACCAAAGAGAGAAGGAAGCAGGGCAGGCACAAAACCGUGUGGUUCAAAGAGAGCGAGGAUUCCUCUGAUAUUGAGGUGGAGAUCAUUCCUGACAACAUUGGGCUCAGACCCGAGGAAGAUCUGGAGAAAUUUGUGGAGGACUCAUCCUCUCCAGCUGUAAGGGCCAGUGAUGUGGAAAUGGGAGAGCUGACUAUGAUGAAUAUCCAGGACUUGGAUAGCCAGGAAGGACCCAAUUCCAAUCACAGAGAAGGUAUGGGUCCAGAUAAAACAGAGCAGUGAGACCCAUAAUCCAGUGGUUUUCAACUUUCUAAACUUUGCACUGCAAGAUAUGAUGUCCGGACCAGUGAAAGCAUCUACUGUUACUUCAGUCAAUACUGUACAUAGCAUAUCAUCUCAUUUUAAGAUGAUGUAGAAUUAUUGUGAGAUUAUGCAGUUUAUUUAUAGAUGUUUUUCUAGAGAGAAUAAUUCUAGAAAAAAAGGAGUUAAACAAGUUAAACAUCUAGGCAUAAGUAGAACAAUCUCACAAUCUCAAAUAAUAAAAAUAUUAGGCUACAUUCAUACAGCAGGUAAAAUUGUUAAAAAAUACAAUUUCUCUCCAAAUAUGAUGUUUAUUUUAGACUGUUCUCACCAUCUUUUUAUUGUAACCUAUGUCUGACAUUUGUCUGAAGGGUCCGCGCUACUAAGCUGACGUGUCACAGGAAGUUUCAGUUUCAUUUUCAACUGCGUCACUGGAGCUAUCCAGUUUCAAAGAUUGACAGCUGGUCUAAUGUGUUCAAGUUCACUCUAAAAUGGCAAGUUUUUUGGCCAUACCAUUUUCUCCCCAAUUGAUGACUCCACCAAUCACUAGUGAUUCCCCAAUACCAGGCAGGUUUCUUUAGGCUUCAUUUUUAGUUUUUUUUUUUUUUUUUUUCAUUUGAUCCAUUGCAAGCAGUUGCAAUAUGUGGUUUCUAAUUUUUUAACAGGGACACCAUUUAAAACAUAUUUUUGAGGUCUGUUACCUCGCUAUCCCACCAAUGAAACCCUUACUCACUGCUGUCAACCGUUUUACUUCCUCUUUUAUGUAAAAAUGACAUGAAUUCAGCUCUGGCUGCUCUGAAUUCUGAUGUGAGUAGCAUUGCCACAUCUCAUAUUUGUAUCUCUUAUGAAAAUUGAAAUGGAAAAUGUCAGACGCUGCCAGGUUUUAAACUCCUCAGAACCACUGGUGGUUCCUGGCUUAUUUGUUUGCUACUGUUAUAACUUUGCAUUAUAAUUUCUUUGUCUGUAUUUACUUUAGUACUCCUUAGUAAGUAUUAAAAGUCCCAGAGCAUUAAGAGAUAAAUUCAGAUUUAACCCAUACAAUGUCACCCAUGGUGACAUAUAUAUAGAUUUGAUUGCAUUCAGUGGCACAAUGCUCAAUAUCUCACCUCAUCCCUCGAUCCUCCACUCAUCCCAAUGGUAUUAGAUGGCGCUCUAUCAUUCUAGAGAGCCUUCUUGCAAAUCCAAUUCAUCCAAUUAUUUCUCCCCUUAUGAAAUGGUGAUAGAUUUACCAUUAUUUAAUUAUAAUGAUCUUAUUCUGAGAGUUUAUAGUCAUAUAUAAUAUAUUUCUGAAAUUAAAAUGCUCAGCUAACAUCCAAAUACUGUUUGAGUUUUUUAUUCUAAUCAACAUUUCUGUUUUGAACCAUACUAUUAAAUACAUUAAGAGGAAAGCACUAAGUAUUAAUGAUAUUCUGUAUAUUUUUUAGUUUCAGUGAUUUUUGUGAAUUAUAACUGUGCCUGUGUUGAUGUGAAGACUCUAAGAGUAUUUUAUACAAAUAUGAAAAUGUUAUGUAUGUAUAAAAAAACACAAUGAAGAAUAAAGAAAAAGAAUUUCAUAUA